AUGGGUAGAGGACCAAAGAAGCACUUGAAGAGAUUAGCCGCUCCAUCCCACUGGAUGUUGGACAAAUUGUCCGGUACCUACGCUCCAAGACCAUCUGCCGGUCCACACAAGUUGAGAGAAUCCUUGCCAUUGGUCAUCUUCUUGAGAAACAGACUCAAGUAUGCUUUGAACGGUAGAGAAGUCAAGGCUAUCUUGAUGCAAGAACACGUCAAGGUUGACGGUAAGGUCAGAACUGACUCCACUUUCCCAGCUGGUUUCAUGGAUGUCAUCACCUUGGAAGCCACCAACGAAAACUUCAGAUUGGUUUACGAUGUCAAGGGUAGAUUUGCUGUCCACAGAAUCACCGCUGAAGAAGCUUCUUACAAGUUGGGUAAGGUCAAGAAGGUCCAAUUGGGUAAGAGAGGUAUUCCUUACGUCGUCACCCACGACGGUAGAACCAUCAGAUACCCAGACCCAUUGAUCAAGGCCAACGACACCGUCAAGAUCGACUUGGCUACUGGUAAGAUCACUGACUUCAUCAAGUUCGACACCGGUAGAUUGGUUAUGGUCACUGGUGGUAGAAACAUGGGUAGAGUUGGUGUUAUCACCCACAGAGAAAAGCACGAGGGUGGUUUCGACUUGGUCCACAUCAAGGACACCUUGGAAAACACUUUCGUCACCAGAUUGUCUAACGUUUUCGUUAUUGGUACCGAAGCCGGUAAGCCAUACGUUUCUUUGCCAAAGGGUAAGGGUAUUAAGUUGUCCAUCUCUGAAGAAAGAGACAGAAGAAGAGCUCAAAGCGCGGUGACCAUCUCGCUCUUCACCUUCCACCAGUCUUACCCCCACCACCACACCCCCAAACACCCUCGCCACCCCAUUCGUCCUCUCGAGUGGAAUGCCAUUAACUUCGUCCAUACCACCGAUACCCACGGCUGGUACUCGGGACACCUCAACCAGAAGCAGUACAGUGCCAACUGGGGCGAUUUUAUCUCGUUUACCAAGCGUCUCAAGCAGAAAGCACACGCCAAUGGCCAGGAUCUACUUGUGAUUGACAGUGGCGAUCGCCACGACGGAAACGGGCUUUCAGACAUUACUACACCCAAUGGGUUGGUGUCCACACCCAUCUUCAUCCAGCAGGACUACGAUCUUUUGACGAUUGGGAACCAUGAGUUGUAUCUCUGGGAGAAUUCUCAGCAGGAGUACGACACGGUGAUUGAGCACUUUCCCGACAAUUACGUGAGUUCCAACGUGGAGUACUCGCAGAACGGCCUGUUCGUGCCUUUUGGAAGUCGCUACAAGUACUGGCAGACCCCUCAGCAAAAGAUCCGAAUUUUGGCGUUUGGGUUUUUGUUUGACUUCAAGAAGUUCAACCUGGGCACGCGUGUGGUGCCGCUAGCCACCGUGAUUCAAGAGGAAUGGUUCCAAGAGGUACUUCAGCAACACGCAGGUAAGGUGGACUUGCUUGUGAUCGUGACUCAUGUGCCUAUCGACCACCAAUGGCCCGAACUCUACCAGUUGAACGCCGUGUUGAGACAGUACUUCCCCGAGACCGUGAUCCAGUAUUUUGGCGGACACAGCCAUGUUCGUGACUUUACUGUGUUGGACGCAAAGGCCACAGCGUUACAGAGCGGGCGCUAUUGUGAGACUAUCGGUUGGGUCAGUUUAGACCCUCGCAAAGAAGUGCCUUCGCUCGAGGAAAUCCCGCUGGAAUCCACCAUAGACGUCGCCAGGACGAUCUUCUCCCGCUCCUACAUCGACUUCAACCUCGACUCGUUUCUCACCCAUACCCAGCGGUCGCUUCGUCAUUUCGACACAGAAAAAGGCCUUGAGGUGUCCAGGUUGAUAGCCGACACCAGAGACCUGUUGAACCUCAGCACGCCGCUCGGAAAGGUGCAUCGCAACUACUUUGUGGACUACGUACCGUUGGGCAGUUCCAAGAACCUUUUCAACCUAUUGACCACCAGAGUUCUCACAGCCUUGGUCCCCAAAAAGCUGGUGAAAGCCCACCAUCAGCGUGUGAUCAUUAUCAACACGGGAUCCGUGCGCUACGACUUGUACAAGGGCCCCUACACCAUCGACACCAAGUAUAUCGUGUCGCCUUUUGAGAAUAACUGGGUCAAAAUCACCGUUCCCAAGAGCGUGGCCUUGGAAGUGGCUCCUCUCUUGAACAGAGACGACUACAUCGCCACAGCCUCUGGCGAGCAUCCUCAGAACUGGAAGUUAUUGCCUCCUCACCACCAAGCACGCAGGCAAUUAAAGAAUGGCUGGUCCGACUUUAACAGCGCAGGCAAUGCCCAGCAGGUGUUGCAGGCUUCUCCAGUGACGGCUGCCAGGUUGAGAACGAAGCUCUCCAAAGGCUACGUGACCCACGACGAUUUUGGUUCCAAUGGGGACGACACCAUCCAUAAGCCCACCAUCAACUUUCCUAUUCCCAACGUAGUGGAAUCAGUACAAGUGGACGAGACUGCUGGUCCCGACUCUCCUGUUGACUUGGUCUUUUACGACUUUAUUACCCCCAACGUAUGGUGGGCUUUGGACCAGAUUGGUUUCGAGGGUAACGUGCGGAUCCAGCAAUACUCUGACGUGUACUUGGGCCAGUUGUUGACCGACUACAUCCAAGAUAACAAAGUGUGA
Suhomyces tanzawaensis NRRL Y-17324 is the source of this 2613-nucleotide messenger RNA. RefSeq names its product 40S ribosomal eS4 domain-containing protein. Gene Ontology annotation, molecular function: structural constituent of ribosome; hydrolase activity; RNA binding. The record is from RefSeq and is a predicted model, not a curated record. The coding region runs from base 1 to 2613 and encodes 870 amino acids. Gene Ontology annotation, biological process: nucleotide catabolic process; translation. Gene Ontology annotation, cellular component: cytosolic small ribosomal subunit; ribosome. The transcript has 2 exons. Lineage: Eukaryota; Fungi; Ascomycota; Pichiomycetes; Serinales; Debaryomycetaceae.